UGCACACAAUCCACACGAAACUCUUUUCAAAGAACACAAUAGCAGAACUAGUAGUGUUAGCAGAAAAAAAAAAAAAAAAAGAAACAAGCCACUCCUCUUCUCACUUACACAGGAAGCCCUGUGUGUGUGUGCUAAAAUCCCCAUUUCAUCCUGGAGACAGAUAGAGGCAGACAGCAAACGCAGGGCGACAACGAACUGAGAAAAUAACAGGAAAUUACAGACGCACAUAAAGUGUUUCUGAAACUUACUUGAGAAAACUGCUGGGAUUGGAGACGAUGGAGACGGAGAGAGCGAGAAAGGAGCCGACGCUUCACCCUUCUGCUUUUCUAUGCUGAGACGACGUAAAAGUUUGAGGAGAGAGAGCUCGCACGUGGACGGACCCGGGUUCCCUUACUCUUUAUUUGACGCCGCUGAUCAUGACUGCAUGGAAAAGGUGUAACCCCCACAGCCGCCCACAGAGAGGUGAAUCACAGCUGAUGAAAUCGAUGUUUCCAUCGGCAAGAUCUCUGGACUGAAACGCUUCAACCCGAGACUAUCCUCUACUAACCCGAAGACCUGCAAACUAUCAGCGUUGGACACGAAGCUCCCCUGAAGUCGUCGUUCCUCUCGUCUGUGAAGCUGCUGAGAAGUUCCCGGGAAUACGGCUCGCUGCAUGGACUCCUUUCGCCACAACGGACGGCAUGGGAGCCCGGAUUGAACGUUCAUCAAACCAAAGGCAGCUUUUCUGAUAUCAGCCUCCUGCAGACGUCCUCGUAUCUUUAAGAUGAAUAACAGCUCUGCUCCCCAGAGCAUCUGCCCUGGGGAAGUUACUCUGCACGAGUACCAGCACCACGUUUAUGCUGUGGUGUACAGCAUCAUCUUGGCACCCGGCUUGCUGGGUAACGUCCUUGCUCUGUGGGUGUUUAGGAUCUACGUACGGGAAACCAAGAGGGGUGUGGUGUUCAUGAUGAACCUCGCUGUGGCCGAUCUGCUUCAGGUGCUGUCGCUGCCUCUGCGGAUCUACUACUACUUGAACAACAACUGGCCCUUCGGUCACCCUCUCUGCUUGUUCAGCUUCUAUCUCAAGUACGUCAACAUGUACGCCUCCAUCUACUUCCUGGGGUUGAUCAGUGUGCGUCGCUGCCAGCUCACCGUGAACCCACUGAUGUACAAGAACAAGCAGAAGGGAGACAUUUUGAAAUGCGUGUUCGGCUGGGUGUUUGUCUGCGUGACCUGCAUAGCUUUCCCCUUGCUGAGGGGGAGUCCAAGGAACCCAGGGGAGUGUUUUUCAGAGCUGCCUACGAAAAAAAUCAACGUUUUAACAGCCUCAGUCCUGAUUACGUUUGCCGAACUGAUGGGCUUCAUCAUCCCCCUCAUCGUGGUGGUGUCCUGUUCAAUUUCGACAGUUUUAAGCCUCAAAGAGGUGACGACGGAGGGCGUUCAAGACUUUGGGGAGAAGCAGAGGGCACUGAAGAUGGUGCUGUGCUGCGCCGUAGUCUUCUUGCUGUGCUUUGCACCGUAUCACAUCACCCUGCCGCUGGACUUCCUGGUGAAAGCUGGCGCUUUGAAGGACUGCGCCACCAGGAACACGAUUCAGAGGAGCCACAUCAUCACGCUCUGCCUCGCCAGCCUGAACUGCGCCUUCGACCCGAUCAUGUACUACUUCACGAGCGACGAAUUCAGGAGGCGGCUAAGCAAGCCUGACAUCCCAGACAAUUUUAAUUUGAGCAGACGGCUAUCCUGCUUAACCGCAAAGGAGGACGUAGAGCGAAACUAGGCCAUGGAGAGCCACACGUGGCACAAAUCGCUGCUUUUGCUACACAUCUGGCAAGAAAAUAAAAAAUAAAAAAAAUGCCGGUUUAUGACCUAAGUCGCUUGUAAAACACGGCAAAAAUCCCGUGAAAACGCCGACCUUCUGAACUCUGAAAAUCCAGGUCAUCACAAACCGCUUGAUCGCUGUCACACAUAAAAAAGCACCAUUACAACGGUGUAAAAAAAAAGCCGCUUUGGCAGGAUUUCCAACACAUUUUCCCAAGUCAAAACCGGCGUGUAGUUUUGUUUUUCAUUUUUUUGCCAAACGUGUAGCAAAAGUCCCGAUUUAUGUCCAUUCCGGGCUUCCGUAGGUGUCGCUGAGGAAGGCGGCGUCUUUACAACCACUAAUCCUCCAAAUAAAAUAUGAGCAUUCCUUUGGUGAAAAUAUAAGUUAUUUGUGAAUGUGAGAAACUAUACAUCAGAAAUGUGAAACCGUUACCCUAUUUAUAUGUAAUUAAAACAUGUUUUAGUUUUUAUUUGGUUGGUCCUUGUUCUGAAAUCCUCUUAUCCAAAAAAAAAAAAAAAAAAAGCUCUCAGAGAAAUGAUUUCUAAAAGCAGCAAGUUGGCAAAAAAUUAGCAUUUCAAAAACAAGAACUGGACGCACAAGUGUGAAUUUAUUGUGGGUUUGCGCUCAAAUUAUAUAGACGACUAAUAUUUAGAUGACUGUGCACCUACUGCAAGCUGCUGAUAUUAAAUAACUCUGUAUUUUGAUUGGCUAGUUUCUUGACACAAACCAGACUAAGCCACUGCAAAAAACAAAAUGUAUUUUUGUCGAGUUUGUAUUGCAAACAUCUUAAUACUCUUGAAAUAAGGCAAAACUAACUUUCGAGUAACUUUUCAGCAUGAAAUAGCGGCUUGUGUUUAGCCAGUAAUUCCUUCAUAUUCAUAAACCUAAUUCCACCGGCUGAUUAUUUCACUUCCAACAUAGGAAAUUUGUCAUUAUAAGUGAAAUAUAUAUUUUUUUAAAUCCGUAUUUAGAACUUGUUAACUUAUCUAGAAACUAGACCAAAUAAUUCUUGGAGAGAUUUGCAGCGCUGUCCAUUUGUUCCCAGGUCACAGCACAUUUAAAUUUCUGACCCAAUUCUUGUUUUUAAAAUUAAUUCCACAAAAAUGUUGUCCAGUUAUUAUAGAUUCUAGAGCAAAAAAAAAAA
Messenger RNA from Xiphophorus couchianus (Monterrey platyfish), 2942 nucleotides. RefSeq names its product G protein-coupled receptor 174 (gene gpr174). Gene Ontology annotation, biological process: positive regulation of Rho protein signal transduction; phospholipase C-activating G protein-coupled receptor signaling pathway. Gene Ontology annotation, cellular component: plasma membrane. Gene Ontology annotation, molecular function: G protein-coupled receptor activity. Lineage: Eukaryota; Metazoa; Chordata; Actinopteri; Cyprinodontiformes; Poeciliidae. Bases 764 to 1756 code for a protein of 330 amino acids. The record is from RefSeq and is a predicted model, not a curated record. The transcript has 4 exons.